Messenger RNA from Coffea eugenioides, 3772 nucleotides. Its product is annotated as receptor-like protein 7. The record is from RefSeq and is a predicted model, not a curated record. Gene Ontology annotation, molecular function: protein binding. Bases 276 to 3692 code for a protein of 1138 amino acids. Lineage: Eukaryota; Viridiplantae; Streptophyta; Magnoliopsida; Gentianales; Rubiaceae. The transcript has a single exon.
CUUAGAAUCAAAACAAAACAGGCAUCCCACAGUUUACUUUGACGACUCUCUCACGGAAGAAACCCAACAGUUAAUCCUCGGUUACUAACUUCUUAUGAAUCACUUGUCUCCACUUUCUUUUUCCCUUUCCUACCACUCAGCCGCAGUCCAGCCAAACCAAGAAAAAAUGCAGUUUCUGGUAUGGAACCAGGAGGCUGAUAUGUCAGGUUGAUGGGUUAUAAUCUCUUUCCCUGUCCCCUUCUCAAGCUUAUGGGUUUCUCAAACAACUGCAUCCAAUGAGGAUUCAUCUCUUUCCUUGGCUUUUCUUCACAGCCUUACUCCAAAUUUUAUCAGUCAGACAUGUUAUCUUGGCCUCUGGUCAAUGUCUUGAAGAUCAGAGGUCCCUGUUGUUGGAAUUCAAGAACAGCCCCACGUUCAACUCCACAAGUUCAACCAAACUGGUGCGCUGGAACAACAGCAACGACUGCUGCCUUUGGGAUGGGGUAGGUUGUGAUAGCUUGGGCCAUGUGAUCAGGCUGGAGCUUGAGAACCAAACAAUUUCUGGUCAACUAGAGAGUUGGAGUAGUCUGUUCAAUCUUCAGUAUCUUGAGAGAUUGAAUUUGGCUGUCAACAGGUUCAGCUCUGCUAUUCCCACUGGAUUAUCUAAACUUACAAAACUGACGUACCUGAACUUGUCUGAUGCUGGUUUUGUUGGGCAAAUUCCGGGGGAUUUGGCUAGUAUGAGCACGUUGGUUACUCUUGAUCUCUCAACCCGUUUUCCUGGAUUUCAGCCACUGGAAAUGGAGAAUCCUAAUCUACAAAAGCUUAUUCAGAACCUCACGGAGCUCCAAGAACUUUACCUGGAUGGUGUCAAAAUUUCAGCUCAGGGGGGUGAGUGGGGCAAUGCUUUAUCAUCUUUACUAAAUUUAAGAGAAAUCAGCUUGUCCAACUGUCAUCUUUCUGGUCCUAUCAGCUCAUCCCUUUCAGAGCUCCAUUCACUCUCAGUCAUCAACCUUAACGACAACAACCUCUCCACUGCAGUUCCAGAAUUCUUUGCAAAUUUCGCAAAUUUGACAUCACUGAGUCUCAGCUCUUGUAAUCUACUGGGAGAAUUUCCUGAGAAGAUACUCCAGUUGCCAAUGUUGCAGAAUAUAGAUUUGUCAAACAAUAACUUCAUUAGAGGCACUUUGCCACCAUUUCCCGAGAAUGGAUCUUUCAAGACAAUAGCCAUUAGUUAUACAAAUUUUUUGGGUUCAUUGCCAGAUUCCAUUGGUUUCCUUGGAGCUUUGUCAAGGAUAGAUCUGUCACAUUGCAAUUUCACGGGACCUAUUCCAUCAACAAUGGCAAAUCUCACAGGACUGGUUUAUGUGGAUUUCUCAGUCAACAAGUUCAACGGUUCAAUCCCGUCAUUUGGGAUGUCUAAGAACCUCAUUUACCUGGACCUCUCUCAUAAUAAUCUAACAGGCAACAUUCCUUCCACUCGCUUUGAAGGCUUUGUACAUCUUUCCUCGAUUAACUUGGGAUGUAAUUCCUUAAGGGGAAAAAUUCCACUAUCUCUGUUUGCUCUUCCAUCCUUGCAGAAACUCCAACUUCCCAAUAAUAGUUUCAUAGGUCAAGUGGAUGAAUUUCCCAAUGCAUCUGCCUCUUUCUUAGAUACACUUGAUUUGAGUUGCAACCAACUCAAUGGUUCAAUUCCAAGGUCGAUUUUUGAACUGAAAAGGCUCAAUGUACUCUCACUUUCUUCCAACAGCUUUAGUGGCAGUCUGCAACUUCAAAUCAUAAACGGGCUCCAAAACCUCACAAGACUUGAGCUUUCUUACAACAAGUUAUCAAUUGAUGCAAGCAGCGGCACUUCAACCACAUCUGCCUUCCCUCAGCUUAGUGUAUUGAAACUAGCUUCUUGCAAGUUGCAAAAGUUUCCAGAGCUAAGAAACCAGUCCAACAUGAUCCAUCUAGACCUUUCAGACAACCAAAUUGCUGGAGAAAUACCUAGAUGGAUAUGGGAAGUUGGUGACGGAACUCUUCAAUAUCUGAACCUUUCCUGCAAUCGCCUAGUGGAUCUCCCCAUGAAUGCCACUAUGUGCAAUCUGUCUGUGCUCGACUUACAUUCUAACCAACUUCAAGGUGAGUUUCCAAAACCACCAAAAACAGCUAUAUAUGUGGACUACUCAAGCAAUAAGUUCAGGAAUUCCAUCCCACAAGAUAUUGGGAACUCUCUUCCUUUUGCUGUUUUCUUUUCUGUUUCAAAUAAUAGCCUUUCCGGAGUUAUCCCUCAAUCCAUAUGCCAUGCAAGUUACCUCCAAGUUCUUGAUUUGUCUAACAAUGCUUUCAGAGGCAGCAUACCAGACUGUCUGUUCUACAACAUGGAGAAUCUCUGGGUUCUGCAUCUAGGGAGAAACAACCUCGGUGGCACCAUUCCAGAUAAAUUUCCAAUUAGUUGUGUCCUCAAAAGUUUAGACCUUAGUAAAAAUCGUCUAACAAGACGGAUUCCAAGAUCCCUGGUCAACUGUACAUCGUUGGAAGUUCUCAAUAUUGGCGGCAAUGAAGUUGAAGAUACUUUCCCCUGCAUGUUAAAGAACUUAUCUAGUUUGCGGGUACUAGUUCUGCGAUCCAACAGGUUCUACGGAUACCUUAGCUGUUCACUGGCCAAUGACAGCUGGCAAAACCUUCAAAUCAUUGACAUAGCUUUCAACAACUUCACUGGUGCUCUGUCCCCAAAAUGCUUCUCUAAUUGGAAAGGAAUGAUUAGCCAUGGAGAAAAUGGGCAAUCAGAUCAAGACCAUCUGCAUUUUCCUGUCUUGAGUCUUAGUAACCUAUACUAUCAGGAUACUUUGAUGGUAACAUCCAAAGGGCUCGAGCUGGAGUUCGUGAAAAUUCUAAAGGUCUUCACAUCCAUUGAUUUCUCGAGGAAUAGUUUUGAAGGAAGCAUCCCAGAAACAAUAGGAGAACUCAAUGCACUUUAUCUUCUCAACUUAUCGCAUAAUGCUCUCACUGGUACAAUCCCAAAAUCAAUUGGGAACUUGACACAGCUUGAAUCACUAGACCUCUCAAAGAACCGGCUAAGUGGAAUGAUACCACCACAGCUUGCAAAUUUGACAUUCCUGUCAUUCUUGAACCUAUCCAUUAAUCAACUCCUUGGAAGUAUCCCCCGGGGCAACCAGCUUGAAACGUUUACAGAAACUUCUUAUGAGGGAAACAAAGGGCUGUGCGGCGCCCCUUUGAACAUCAGCUGCAAAGGCAACAACGAUGAUGCUCAGGUGCCUUCCUCAGUAGAUGCAAAUUCAGUGGCCGAGACCGGAGUUGAUUGGCAGUUCAUAUUCACCGGUCUGGGGUUUGGGGUAGGAGCAGCAGUUAUCGUUGCAACCCUAUUUGUCUGCAAGGAAGGGAGGGACUGGUCCAAUAAGCAUUUAGAAAGAAUUGUGCUGCUGAUUUUUCCAGGAUACAGGUUCUCUUACACCAGGUAUGAUCAAGGAAUGGUUGAGGCAGUGGAGAAUUCGGAGGACGAGUUCCUGGACGACACAGAAGAUUCUGAAUUCGAGGUAGAACACGAGGCGUUUGGACGCAAGUAUUGUGUAUUCUGCAGCAAACUUGACGUUCACAGAACAAGAGCUGUGCACAAUCCAAAAUGCACCUGUCAUACUUCAGCGCCUGUAUAUUUUACUUCUCCAACAUCUUCUUCCUCUUUGUUAAUUCUGUAUCAUCAACAUUUUUGACAUUUUUAUUCUCUUUUCAAUGUUAUUGUACAUAAGCCACAGAAAAUUAAAAAAUUCUGAACACUAAUUAAAUCCGGCAA